GAGUCCGCAGUCAUGGAAGCGAACGGGCUGCCGGUGCCGCCGGUAAUGGACACACUGAUCGUUAACGGGGAACGAGAAGCCGAAGACCCAGCCAAGAAGAAAAAGAGGAAGAAGAAGAAAAACAAGUCAGUUGUUUCCGCAGGACACAGCGAGCAGGUUGAUGAUGGCGAGCUGGAGGUGAAGAAACCACUAGAACAGCAGAACCUGGAGGAGAAAGAGAGAGAAGAGGAUGGAGAAGAAGAUGGUGAGGAAGCUGAUAACACUUCAGGCAAAAAGAAGAAAAAGAAGCCAAAGAAGAAGAAAGGACCCAAAACCCAAACGGAUCCUCCAAGCGUCCCCAUCUGUGAUCUGUACCCCAGCGGUGUGUUUCCAGUGGGUCAGGAGUGUGAAUAUCCUCCCUCUCAGGACGGACGCAGUGCUGCGUGGAGAAUGAGCGAUGAGGAGAAGCGAGUACUGGAUGAAGCCAAUGAGGAGAUGUGGAGUGAUUUCAGACAGGCAGCAGAAGCUCAUCGACAAGUGCGGCGAUACGUCAAAAGCUGGAUUAAACCUGGCAUGACUAUGAUUGACAUCUGUGAGCGUCUGGAAGCCUGCAGCAGGAGGCUCAUUAAAGAGGAUGGUCUGAACGCAGGUCUGGCUUUUCCCACUGGCUGCUCUCUUAAUAACUGUGCUGCUCAUUACACUCCGAACGCAGGAGACCCGACAGUCCUGCGGUACGAUGACGUCUGCAAGAUCGACUUCGGCACACACAUAAAUGGCAGGAUCAUUGACUGUGCCUUCACCGUCACCUUUAAUCCAAAGUUUGACCAUUUGCUAGAGGCAGUGGCAGAUGCCACAAACACAGGCAUUAAGUGUGCAGGUAUAGAUGUGCGUCUCUGCGACGUUGGAGAAUCAAUACAAGAGGUGAUGGAGUCCUACGAGGUGGAAAUAGAUGGCAAAACAUACCAAGUCAAGCCUAUUCGUAAUCUAAACGGACACUCUAUUGGUCAAUACCGGAUACAUGCUGGAAAAACUGUGCCUAUAGUGAAAGGAGGAGAAGCCACCAGGAUGGAGGAGGGUGAGGUGUACGCUAUAGAGACAUUCGGCAGCACUGGUAAAGGAGUGGUGCAUGAUGACAUGGACUGCUCACAUUACAUGAAGAACUUUGACGUUGGACACGUGCCGAUCAGGCUUCCCAGGGCAAAGCACUUGCUGAACGUGGUGAAUGAGAACUUCGGCACACUUGCAUUCUGUCGCCGCUGGCUGGACCGUUUGGGCGAAAGCAAAUACCUGAUGGCCCUGAAGAACCUGUGUGACCUGGGCAUCAUCGACCCAUACCCUCCUCUGUGUGAUACCAAGGGCUCGUACACAGCCCAGUUUGAACACACCAUCCUGCUCAGACCCACAUGCAAAGAAGUGGUGAGCCGUGGAGAUGACUAUUGA
Danio rerio (zebrafish) is the source of this 1419-nucleotide messenger RNA. RefSeq names its product methionyl aminopeptidase 2a (gene metap2a). Gene Ontology annotation, biological process: animal gross anatomical part developmental process; proteolysis. Lineage: Eukaryota; Metazoa; Chordata; Actinopteri; Cypriniformes; Danionidae. Gene Ontology annotation, molecular function: metalloaminopeptidase activity; initiator methionyl aminopeptidase activity; metal ion binding. The record is from RefSeq and is marked provisional. Gene Ontology annotation, cellular component: cytoplasm.